AUGGCGUCUCGGCGACUCGAUGGAGGCGCGCGCGUGACGCCGCGAACGCAGCGACGAGGUCAUCAUCACGUUCGAUCGGUCUCGCGCGCGUCUCGGGCGCGGGUGCGCGCGGCGAGCGCGGUCGAGCUGGAGGGGAGAGAGAACGGUGAGGUGAAGGUGCUCGUUGUCGGCGCCACGGGGUACAUUGGAAAGUUUGUCACGCGUGAGUUGUGCGCGCGCGGAUACGACGUCACGGCUUUCACGCGCGAGAAGAGCGGCAUCGGUGGGAAGACGGGCGCGGACGAAGCGCGGGCGUUGUUUCCGAACGCGACGGUGAAGUUUGGCGAUGUGUCGGACGCGUUGAGCGUGGAGAGGGACGCGUUCGGUGAGGAGAAGUACGACGUGGUGGUGUCGUGCCUGGCGUCUCGCACGGGCGGGGUGAAGGACUCUUGGGACAUCGAUUACCAGGCGACGAAGAACGUUUUGGACGCGGCUCGGGCGAACGGGAGCAAGCACUUCGUGUUGCUGAGCGCGAUCUGCGUGCAGAAGCCGUUGUUGACGUUCCAAAAGGCCAAGCUGAAGUUUGAGCAAGAGUUGCAAGAGGCCGGGGACAUUUCGUACUCCAUCGUGCGCCCGACGGCAUUCUUCAAGUCGCUCGCUGGACAAGUCGAGGUCGUGCAGAAGGGUGGCCCGUACGUCAUGUUCGGUGACGGUCAAUUGGCUUCGUGCAAGCCCAUCUCCGAGAGCGAUCUCGCCAAGUUCAUGGCGGAUUCCAUUCGCGAGCCAUCCAUGAUGAACAAGGUGCUCCCCAUCGGAGGCCCCGGCGAGGCCAUGUCGGCGCUUCAACAAGGCACGAUGCUCUUCGAGAUCCUCGACAAGGAACCGAAGUUCGUCAAGGUACCGAUCGAAAUCAUGGACGUCGUCAUCAAGGUGCUCGACGUCUUCGCCGGUUUCUUCUCAAACAUGAAGGACGCUGCGGAGUUUGGGAAGAUUGGCCGAUACUACGCCGCUGAGUCCAUGCUCGUCAUGAACGACAAGGAGCAGUACGACGCGGACGCAACGCCGAGCUACGGUACGGACACUCUUAAGGACUUCUUCGUCAAGGUGAGUAAGGAAGGCCUCGCGGGCCAAGAGCUCGGUGACCAAGCCGUCUUUAAGUGA
This is a messenger RNA of Ostreococcus tauri, 1140 nucleotides long. RefSeq names its product NAD(P)-binding domain. NCBI's taxonomy places the organism in Eukaryota, Viridiplantae, Chlorophyta, Mamiellophyceae, Mamiellales, Bathycoccaceae. The transcript has a single exon. Bases 1 to 1140 code for a protein of 379 amino acids. Gene Ontology annotation, molecular function: oxidoreductase activity. The record is from RefSeq and is a predicted model, not a curated record.